GCCGCACACCACCUCUUUGCGCCCUUCCCAGCCUGCCAUCGUUGGACUUUUGUAAUUUUUUUUUCCCACGCCUCCGCGAUCAACGACCAGCUCGCAAUCCCCGGAAAUUCGUCUCUCUGGAAGCACCAUUCACGUCGACAGACCAUCUUGCAACACACACAAAUUAAGCAGCAAUGGCGAAAUUAUCGCGUGGUGCCCCCGGCGGCAAGCUGAAGAUGACCCUCGGUCUGCCUGUCGGUGCCAUCAUGAACUGCGCGGACAACUCGGGCGCUCGAAACCUCUACAUCAUCUCCGUCAAGGGCGUCGGCGCCCGCCUGAACCGUCUGCCCGCCGGCGGCGUCGGCGACAUGGUCAUGGCCACCGUCAAGAAGGGCAAGCCCGAGCUCCGCAAGAAGGUCCACCCCGCCGUUAUCGUCCGGCAAUCCAAGCCCUGGAAGCGGACCGACGGCGUCUUCCUGUACUUUGAGGAUAACGCUGGUGUGAUUGUCAACCCCAAGGGUGAGAUGAAGGGCUCCGCUGUUACCGGACCCGUCGGCAAGGAGGCUGCUGAGUUAUGGCCUCGUAUCGCUAGCAACACCGGUGUUGUGAUGUAAACGGGGGACGGGGACAUGCUCGAGGGGGUUAUCAGAGAGAGAGGAGGUUAGAUUUACAUGAUCUUUCCCCUUUUCCACGUGGGGAAAAGAGAGAGGAAGAGAGAGCGCAUCACGAUUGGGACAAACUCUCACCACCUGGCCAGGCCGCCUCCGCGACACACCACGCACGGAGGAAGGGAGGGGGAGGAUGCGCACAGGCAUGCUUAAUACGCUUCUCCGUCGUGGCUCGCCUGUCUGGCUAGCCACAGGAAGUAAGUAGGUAUGGGCUCGGCGGACUGGACUGGUCUGGUCGGUCGGUCGCUUUGCAUUUCGGCUACGGGGCGUAAAGGAGACAAUUACAUACCAAAAAAGAGAAACCGAGCACACACACACAAUCCUGGGGUGUCGUUUGACGGCCCAUUUCAAGCCUUCGUACGUGAACCAAUUGCGACUUGAAUCUCCCUCCCACUACAUCACCCGAGCGUGAUAGGGGUAUAGAUUUCCGUCACACCUUACGGCAGAAGUAAUCACAAUCACAAUCACAAUCACAGUCACAGUCACAGUAGCAGUAAGUAGCAGUAGCAGUAAAUCAGUCGCAAAAUCGC
Durotheca rogersii is the source of this 1177-nucleotide messenger RNA. RefSeq names its product ribosomal protein L14 domain-containing protein. Lineage: Eukaryota; Fungi; Ascomycota; Sordariomycetes; Xylariales; Xylariaceae. The transcript is spliced from 5 exons. Bases 174 to 593 code for a protein of 139 amino acids. Gene Ontology annotation, cellular component: cytosolic large ribosomal subunit; ribosome. Gene Ontology annotation, molecular function: structural constituent of ribosome; large ribosomal subunit rRNA binding. The record is from RefSeq and is a predicted model, not a curated record. Gene Ontology annotation, biological process: translation.